Messenger RNA from Aspergillus lentulus, 2904 nucleotides. RefSeq lists its product as uncharacterized. The record is from RefSeq and is a predicted model, not a curated record. Lineage: Eukaryota; Fungi; Ascomycota; Eurotiomycetes; Eurotiales; Aspergillaceae.
AUGUCAGCCAAACACGAACCAUCUCUGCUCGAAUAUGCCAGAUUUUACGGAAUUGCUCGUGAGUAUACCGCAAUCAAUCCCAGCCAGCAGCUUGAUCGCUCCCUCCAACUGCCACCCGAUGACCCGUCCGUGCCCGAAGACAAGCUGAAAUCGCUGGAUAAAUACCUCCUCACGACACAAGAAUCUGUCGAGAAAGCCAUCUGCGAAGAGAAACUCAAUGUGAGAAAAGAGGAUAUUCGGUUUCUCUCAGCAGUCCUUCGUGAUGUGAGAUCCCACGAAUUGGAACUCAAUCUGGAAGAUGAUUUGGCGGCCUUUCACCGUCUCAACAAGCUCAAGCUGGAACCUCCCAUCUUCAGUCUAGAUUACGAGACGCACUCGGCACUUCCUCUAAAGCCGGUACUCUACGAUCCCGAAGAAUUGGACCUGCCUUCUCUCAAGGAGGCUCCCGAGUAUCAGUUUGAGUGUUUCGUGGAGAAGGCCAAUGAGAUUAGUAAAGAGAUCAGUAAUGAGAAGCUCAACUGCAGCAAGAAGACUUUUAUGCUCAUACAAGAUGCAAUGAAGCUUGGGCAUGUGCCUUCGAAUCAUCUGGAUGAUAUACUAGCAAAUGCCAUCCGACCAAUAAUCUCUAUCCGCUCAGAAUCUCCACCUCUUGACCUUUUGGACGUGGACGAUUUAUCCUUCAAAAGUCCCUCGCCUGAGCCAGAGCUUCAGAUGCUGCCCAGCCCUGCCUCGACUGAGAUCCUAGAAGCAUCAAAGCCACAAAACCAUCCGUCGAAAGAUACUGAUCUCAGCCACAUCCCUGAGGUCUUCGAUUGCGUACAGCGGACUUCCACAGGAGGUGCUGAUGGCAUGACGCAGAUACAUUACCACCUAUCUGCAGCUGAAGGACGGCAAACCUGGGAAAAUGCAACGACUGUAGGCCUCGAGGAGCCUUGCGAAUUUAUCACGUUUGCAGCCGAAAAGCCCAGAGGCGAAGGAAAUCCUCAAGAUAUACAACUCCAGGUGGACAUAAACAUACCGGACCUUGCCAACCACGAUAACCCCUCCCAGAAUCAAGAGCCAGCUUCAAAUUCGGCCCAAUUAGCAGAUCCUGGGGUGGCGGAGAAAGAAGCUAGAUGGCUGGCGACUGACGCUCCGGUCGAAGAGAAUACAGCAGUAUUUCUACCGUCGCGACCUCCAGCAAUCUCCCUGUCGCCAGCCUGCUAUUCUUCGCUUAUAAAUAAUGCAGCAUAUGGAACAUCCCUUCAAUAUUUUAAUAAUGACUCAGAAAAGUCAGACCCCCAUAGUUCAGCUGAAGAGUUCCAUACCUUCAGUAGUGAAGGACAGGCCAACAAAAGUUCACUCAGCAACUUAACUGCUGAAGCAGGUAGUGUAUCAGCUGGUCAGAAUGUUCUAACACCACCAGUCCUUGAUUCCCAGCUUAUCACAAAUCAAGGGCAAUCCCCCAGUAGGGUCCAGCAGAGCAAUAUACGCGCUUCUAUGGUCGGCGAUAUUGAUUUGAUUACAACGAAUCAGACUCGGCUUCAGACCAAUACUUCUGCCACUGUCCCCAAUCAGCCUCUACAGCAGAGGAAAAGGAAACGCCAGCUUACCAACGAGAGUUUCGGCAAAGCCUCACCGUCUGAGAAGCGAGAGCACCAGAAGCAGCCGGCUGUACCGUCAUCUACAACCCUGGGUUCUUUGGCCGCGUUCAUGGAGACAAGAGGUCGAAUAGAGAAACGGCAUAGGGUGACACAAAGCCCAUACUUCCCAGGAAAAGGGUCAAUCGACGACGUUUCCAAGCGACAAAUUGAUGCAGUGAGCACCGAGAAGCCUCGAAGCUGUUCAAAGGAGCCGGACAAAAGCGAGAACGGCUGGGACACCAUCCAUCCAGCCACGCCACUUCCUCGGUUUCAGCAGGAGACGGGAGAACGGCCAAUACUGUUCUUAUCAACCGCCCUUCUGAAGAGUCAUCUUCGGCUCGUACGCUGUCUUGAAGAAAUGGCAGGCCAGCCAGUAAUCGUAUAUAGAGACUAUAAUCACGAUAAUCUGGGUAGUGAGCCACGGGGCAAGCAUACAACCUCUCGCAUCAACAGCAACCUCACUUUGCAAAUCGAAGCAGAUAUCAUAAUCUCGCCAAGUACUGGUAUAAUACUGACAACAUCGCAAGCGACAACGCAACUAUAUCUGCCCGGCCAUAAGUCCACUCAUCCUGAAACGAACAUCGAAUGCAUCAACUCGCCGCUCCGAGAACGCAUCUUCCUUCUCGCACCUCGAUAUGAACGAAUCUAUCUGUUCAUAUGCCACAGUGCACCUUCUUCCAAGAAGCUGCUAGUCAAACAAUCGGGCCCAAUAGCAGACAAGCGAGUGCUAACAUCCAUCGCCUCGUUGACUGCUUUUUGCAGCUCGAUGUCCGCCUAUGCAACAAUCAGCCCAUUGCUAGUGCCUUCCCGCCCAGAAACCGUGGCAGGAUGGGUCCUUUCGCUUGCGAACAAGCACAUUGCUCGACUUCCAGAGAAUCCUACGCGGAUUCCGUCCGGUACAAGCUUCACACCGAUCAACUCGGCUCAGAAAAACCGAUUGAGGCCGGAAAUGAUGAUGAGAACAACCGUCCGGGAGAUGUUCCUCCGCCAGGCCGGGUUGAACCCGUAUGCUGCGCAAGUGAUUUUGGCGUUCCUCAGCCGAGAAGACGAAGAAGAGCGGACUUAUAUACGCUACAAAUCCCCUACGGCUGCCAGUUCUAGCUCUGUGGAGGAGGGAGGUACACAAGGCCUUGCUAGGUUUAUCGAGAUGGAGCCAGAUCGAAGAAAGGAGGUCUUCGGUGAGCUCAUAGGUGACAGGAUGAUGGGGCGAAUCAACCAUAUCCUCGACAAAGACUGGCAAUGUGACUGGGCCCUUAACUUUGACGCUGAUACGGAACUAUGA